GUCUCCCUGGUAACGCUUAGGCUACAACAGCCGUGCAGAAGGCUGAGGCAAAGUCAGAGGCUGACCCGCGGUGGUGAGGCGAAAGCCCUAUAAAACCAGUUGCAGGAUGGCUUAUACUCAAGCUGAAUGUGUUAUAAAGAAUAUCAUUCGAGAAAUAGGACAAGAAUGUGGACAGUUUGGAGAAACUCUUGCCGAAACUCUUGUGGCUUUUAUGGUGAAAGCUGUGGUUUUGGAUCCAAGCAAUGGUUUCAACAUGGAUCGAAACCUCACCAGAGCUGAUGUUCAGAAACUUGUUAAGUUAUGUGUUAAUAGACUACUGGACAAAAAAAAUCCAUCUCUGGACACAAUUAAAAUGCAAGUUUACUUUGAUAUGAAUUACACAAACCGAGGAGAGUUCCUUGAUGAACAUCAUCGAGUCCUAGAAUCCAGAUUAGGCAUCGUUAGCAGAGAAAUCACAGAUAAUCGGGCCCGUACUCGAGAAGAAUUAGAGAGCCUUUACCGGAAGAUUGUUAGCUACAUAUUACUGCGUUCUGGUCUUGGAUCACCUACCGAUAUCAAAGUUGUUAGAGAGGCAACAGCUGCUCUACAGAGUGUUUUUCCACAGUCUGAGCUUGGCACUUUUCUGUCUCUUUCUAAGAAGGACAAAGAGCGCCAGCUGAAAGAACUCUCUAUGAUUGUCACUGGAAUUCGGUUAUUCAACAAAGAUUGUGGAAAGGGAGGAGAAGGCAUUGAUGAUUUGCCUGCUAUUCUGAAUGAAGCUAUUCCAGCCACCACCCAACAUAUUGAUGCACAGCUUCAAACUUCUCAGGAAGAGGCCUACCAAUACACAGCAAUCUUGGAGAAAUUGUUAGAGAACCCACUUAAAAUGAAAGACGUUGAAGACUUAAAGAUAAAAGAAGCCCUGUUUAAUUUGAGACAAUAUGAGAUUUUCCUUAAUAUAAUUUUGUCUGACAUAAUUACCUGUGCACAAGAAGUUGAAAUGAUGAUAAAGCAAUUAGGAGCACAAAUGGAACAAUUAAAAAUGACUGUACAAGCAAAGACUGCUGUACCAACAUCACAAGUCUAUCCUAUAUUUAUUGCGCUUUCUAGCUUAUGGACCAGCUUUCAGGAUGAAACUGUAUUACUUAGUGUUCUGAGUAAUUUAACCACUCAACUUGCACCAUUCUUAGGAUAUCAUGAAGAGCUCUUCAAUACAGAAAUUAUCCAAGAACUUCUUGAAGAAGUGGAAAUAAAAAGUGAUGUGUGUAGGAUAAAGGAAAGCAUGGGAACCAAAGUAAAUAUAAAUGAUUUCAAAAAGUUAGAUUGGAUUUUCCCAGAAACUACAGCAAAUUUUGACAAAUUGCCAAUUCAAUACCGGGGAUUUUGUGGUUACACAUUUGCUGUAACAGAUGGUCUACUUGUUCCAGGAAAUCCAGCUAUUGGAAUUUUGAAAUACAAAGAUAGAUAUUACACUUUUAAUUCCAAAGAAGCUGCAUAUACUUUUGCAGAAAAUCCAAAUAAAUACAUUGAGUUAAUUGGAGAAAAGGCAAAAAAGUGUGCAGAACUAAUCCAGCUUUUGGAACUUCAUCAGCAAUUUGAAACUAUGCUUCCUUAUCCUCAGGUCAAAAUUAUCGACAAACAUAUAAAACCAAUAACAAGGUGUGAAAGUAGCACACAGACAGAUACACAUAUAUUGCCACCAACAAUUAUAAAAGAUUAUGAAUGGAACGAAUGGGAGCUGAGAAGAAAAGCUAUAAAACUGGCUAAUUUGCGGCAGAAACUCACCCACUCAGUACAAACCAAUCUUAGUCAUAUGAGAAGAGAUAAUGCAACACAGGUAUACCCAUUAAAGACAAAAGGAACACAAACCAAGCGAGAAGAUGGAACCAAAGUACCCAAGCCCCAGAUUUAUAUAGCUGGUCUCCGAGGCAACUGUAUGUCAUCACUGUAUGCAGUCAAAGUAAACUUAACAAGAGCUGUUGAUGAAACCUAACUGGGAAAUAUAUUUAAAAACUUGACAUCAUACUAUGACUUCUAGUAAAUAUUCAAAAUCAAUUACACACAUAUAUAAGUAGGUAAGUUUGGGGCAUCAAUUAUUAUUGGAUAAUAUAUUUAUUAGAUUUUCAGCUACAUUCAUUCACUAUAAAGCUAUGUAACUAGAAAUUCAGUUUUUUUUCCUGUAACACAUUUGUCAUUCUAUUAAAAUGGAAAACAAAA
Messenger RNA from Monodelphis domestica (gray short-tailed opossum), 2196 nucleotides. RefSeq names its product cilia and flagella associated protein 206 (gene CFAP206). Gene Ontology annotation, cellular component: ciliary basal body; axoneme. The record is from RefSeq and is a predicted model, not a curated record. NCBI's taxonomy places the organism in Eukaryota, Metazoa, Chordata, Mammalia, Didelphimorphia, Didelphidae. Gene Ontology annotation, biological process: regulation of cilium beat frequency; sperm axoneme assembly; regulation of flagellated sperm motility.